AUGUUCGCGAAGCCAAGACCUAAGAAGAAUAUUCUUCCUUUACCACACAAGAAGCGGAAAGCGACAUCUGGAGUUGAAGAAGUCAAUUUCGACUUCGAAGCGCGAGAGGAAUACCUAACAGGCUUCCACAAGCGCAAACAACAGCGUAUCAAAAAUGCCCAGGAGGAGAAUGCAAAGAGAGCUCGUCAGGAGAAGCUUGACAUGCGAAAGCAGAUACGAGAAGAACGAAAGCGCGACGUUGAAGAGCAUGUACAGACCGUGAACAGAUUGCUACGAGAGUCAGAAGCUGCCGGUGCCGUCGAGCAAUCGGACGAAGAAGAAGACGAAGAAUGGGACGGUUUUGCUGAUCAGCCUGAGCUUGACAUCGUCGACCACGAAGAAGAGUACAUCGAUGAGGACCGUUAUACAACAGUCAAGGUCGAGUCUGUUUCGGUAACAAGGGACGGAUUCGAGAAACCACAGUUCGAUAACGAAGACAAGAGCCAGGAUCAAAAACAGGAAGAGAAGAAGGAUGAUACGAAAGAAAAGGCACGACGGGAACCCAAAAAGAAGAAGAAGAAGUUCCGAUACGAGUCCAAGUUCGAUAGACAGCUCACAGAGAGAAAGCUGAGGGCCAAAAAGGCAGCAAGAAGGUCGGGCUAA
Fusarium poae is the source of this 642-nucleotide messenger RNA. RefSeq lists its product as uncharacterized. The coding region runs from base 1 to 642 and encodes 213 amino acids. Gene Ontology annotation, molecular function: RNA binding. Gene Ontology annotation, cellular component: nucleolus. The record is from RefSeq and is a predicted model, not a curated record. The transcript is spliced from 2 exons. Lineage: Eukaryota; Fungi; Ascomycota; Sordariomycetes; Hypocreales; Nectriaceae.